AUGACUCAUGGAGAAGAGCUUGUCUCUGAGAUGCACCAGGAUUCCGUUGUUCUAACUUACCUAGAGGGAUUACUAAUGCAUCAAGCAGCAGGAGGUUCGAAUUCUGUGGUUGACAAAAAGCCUGUUGGGCCAGGUUCAGAGGAUCAAAACUUCAAGGUUUCUGGAAACACAUCUCCCAAUUGUCAGAGAGAUGGUCCAGUUCCUAACACACAUACAUAUCGAGGUUCUGGAAUGCUGCAUCACAAAAAAGCAAGACUGUUACAGUCUUCUGAAGACUGGAAUGCGGCAAAAAGAAGACGGCUGUCUGAUUCGAUUGUGGAUUUAAAUGGAAAAAAAGAAACCUUGUUAGCUGGCAUGGUUGAAAAUGAGCCUAAAGGGAAACAGGAUAGCACAUUACUGGCGUCUUUGCUUCAGUCCUUUAGCUCUAGGCUGCAGAGUGUUGCUUUGUCACAACAGAUUAGGCAGAGCCUCAAGGAGCAAGGAUAUUCCCUCAGCCAUGAUUCUCUACAAGUGGAGAAAGAUUUAAGGUGCUAUGGUGCUGCAUCCACUCAUUUGAAAACUCUCUUGAAGAAGAGCAAAGGAAAAGAUGAAAAAUUGGAGACUUGUCUGCCAGAACUAACAACAAAUUUGGCAAAAGAUCGAUUUAUAGAAUCUUCACAUACAGGGCAGAGUGCUACCAAGGUUAUAAGUGAGCCAUUGUCUUGUGCUGCAAGAUUACAAGCUGUUGCAAGCAUGGUGGAAAAAAGAUCUAGUCCUGCUACAUCUCCCAAACCCAGUGUAGCUUGUAGUCAGCUAGCUUUGCUCCUUUCUAGUGAAGCUCAUUUGCAGCAGUAUUCCAGGGAACAUGCUCUAAAAGCACAAAAUGCAAAUCAAAUUGCCAGUGAGAGGCUUGUGGCAAUGGCAAGAUUAAAAGAAAGUGCUCCAAAAGAUUCUGGCCAUUUCAAACUGACAAAAGAGAUGGAAAGCCAUCUGAAUGGUCAGACAAAAUCUUCAACCAAAUCAGUAACCUGCAAAAGCAGUAGAACUCCUUUUCAGGGUUCCAUAGGCAUCAUUCAUUCAUCUCCUAAAAGCAUAAGUUACAAAGCCACACUGGAAAAAAAUCAUUUGAAACCACCUUCAAAUAGUAGCUUACUUUUGCACCUUCUUAAGAAUCACAGUGCUACUAAGCAGAGUAAGGAGUAUGAGCAAAAUGAGAGAUCAGGUAUUUUUGAGGAGAGUAGUACACCAACCACUGUUGAUGAUUACUCAGAUAACAAUCCUAGUUUUACAGAAGAUGACAGUAGUGAUAAUGAAAGUUCUCAUUCCAAUUGUCUUCCUAUAGACUUGUCUUUUAAACAGAAAACAAAUAAACCAGAUUCUGGGCAGUCAGCUUCUCUGGACAAUUUAAACCAAUCCUUGCUUCACAACUGGGAUUCAAAAGUUCCUUGUAUAGAGAAUACAGAAGAGAACGACUCCACUAAAAGUACUAAACUGAAUCCACAUCAGAAAGUAACUUUGCUUCAGUUAUUGCUGGGCCAUAAAAAUGAAGACAGUGCAGAGAAAAAUGCAGAAAAUGAGGGCAUAAUAGUUUCACACGAUGUAUCAAAAUUUAAUUUAUCAUUGGGUAACAAAACUGCUGGGACUGAUUGUUGUGUAAAUCGAAUUACUCCAAUAAACACUCCCCCUUUACUGACUUCAUCAAAAGCAGAUUCUCCCAUCAAUCUUUCACAUCAUUCUCCUUUAUUGGUCAAACAUAGCCCACCGCCCUACAUUUGUACCAUACAACCAGAAAGACUAAUUAAUCCAGCUUCUAAACACUUGGUGGAUCUGACAGUACACAGAGAACUUCGAGGAGCUAAGCCUAACCGAAAUGAAACUGGACAAACAUCUUCCUCUUUUAGUGCAAGCAAACUACUGCAGAAUUUAGCUCAGUGUGGGAUGCAGUCUUCCAUGUCAAUGGAUGAGCAAAGGCAAACAGGAAAGCAGAUUAUUACUCUGAACACAGAUAAACCACUAGGAUUGAUAGAUGGGUUGAAUAGCUCCCUGCUUACUAACAAAUCAGGUACACUUGAAGAAAACAAAAUACUGAAUAAGCAGUCUGUGCCUACUGAGCAACGAUUUCCUAGUACAGAAAUCCAGAAUCUGCUUGAAAGACGCACUGUCCUCCAACUGCUUCUGGGAACAUCCAACAAAGGUAUGAAUGAAAUAAAAGAGAGGAUGAUUUCAAAAGAAGACAGUUUAACAGACCAGACAGAAAAGGCUUCAAAUGAACAAAUAUUGACCGUGAAAAUAAAAACUGAGCCUUCUGAGGAAACCAGUGUCCUUCAGAAUCCAAAUGCACAGCAUAUAAGGGAAAGUGAUGGUAAGAAAUUUCAGGGAAUCACUAAUUCAUUAGAGAGAAACACAGCUACUUCUCCAGGAAUAGAAGAAUUUAAGCCAGACCCCCUCUCACCUCAAGAUUUUUCUUUUGCAAAGAAUGGUCUACUAAGUCGAUUACUGAGACAGAAUCAAGAUGGGUGUUCUCCAGAUGGUCUAGACAGAAGUCCUAGAAACAGUGAACGGACAUUUGUGGAAUCAAAGACUCACAGCACAGUACCUAAGAAGAGAAAACUUCAUUCUGAACCUUCAGAAGGUCCUUUAAAAAUACUAAAAAGUAGCAAAGGUAACAUGUCAUCUGAUUCUGCAAACAAUCGCAAGUCUUCUCCAGAAGCCAUGUAUGGGCCUGGGCUUAACCAGAAAGAACUGAAAUUUAGCAGAACUGAUGCUGAGUCAAAGUAUUCUUCAGGUCAUGGUUCAAACAAUGAAUCUGAGAAUAGGAGUUGGCCUAGAGAAAACAAAGGGUUUAAUGUGUUGAAACAACUGCUUCUUUCAGAAAAUUGUGAAAAAGAGUUGUCUCAGCAUAGGAGUAAUUUAUCAGUCACUGAUGGAAAAAAGAAAGGAGGCAAAAAUAAUCUAACAAAUAGUACCUCUUCACUGCAUUCUCUAAUGGGGAAUCCUGGCCAACAAACCAAUUGUUUGGAUCACCGAACAUUUCAGUAUUCAGUCACAAUGCAGAGUCCUGCCAGUUCUCCCUUCACUGAACGUUUGGGAGGUAUAGCAUCAUCAAAACAUGAUUGUGACCAGUUUAGUGUAUGCCAUGUACCUAGUGAAAAGGGGCCUAUCAAAUGGGUCAUCACAGAUACGGACAAAAAUGAACAUGAAAGAGACUCCCCAAGACUGACAAAAACCAAUCCAAUAUUGUAUUACAUGUUACAAAAAGGAGGCAGUUCUAAUAUCCAGGAAGCACAUAGCAAAAAUAUUUGGAGUGAGCCAUCUUUUACAGAAAAUUCAACAGCUGUCACAUUCAAGAAAGAAUUAUCACCCAUCGCAGAAUGUAAAAUACCUUUUCAUGAUGUGAGAAACCCUUAUAAUAGCCAUCUAGGUAAUAAGGUGUCCCUUCAGCAUAAUGUGAACGGAGAAGUAUAUGGACUUUUAGAAAAAGUGUUAACAAUUAAGAAAGAACCAGAGUAA
Molecule: messenger RNA, 3489 nt
Organism: Gekko japonicus
Lineage: Eukaryota; Metazoa; Chordata; Lepidosauria; Squamata; Gekkonidae
Gene: NRIP1
Product: nuclear receptor interacting protein 1
Exons: 1
Coding region: 1-3489 (1162 amino acids)
Biological process (GO): regulation of transcription by RNA polymerase II
Cellular component (GO): nucleus
Molecular function (GO): signaling receptor binding; transcription coregulator activity
Source: RefSeq, a predicted model, not a curated record